AUGAGAUUAAUAAUAAUAAUAUCAUUAUUUAUAUUUUAUUCUUUAUAUUGUUUUAACUAUUCAAAUGCUUAUAGACCAUUAGAUUGUUCAAGAUUAACAUAUAAAGAAUGUUUAAGGGAAAAAGAUAUGUGUUCACCAUCAUUUGGAGAUAAAUGUUGUGAUGAUGAACAAAUAUUUAAAUGUAUUCCAGCCGAGCAUUGUGACCCAAUCGAUGAUAUGCCAACCCCACGUACAUGGUGUGUAGAGUAUUCCCGUCAUUCCUUUAUUCGUUACAACUCUACCUGUUUCUCACAUCCAGAUCGUGACUUUUUCCUUCCAAAUACCAAAAAGUGCUCCGACGUUGACUGUCCAAGUGGAUUCUUUUGUCGUGACUAUGGCAAAAAGGACAAGAACGAAUGUCAUGGUACCUCUGAAAAUGAAUGUUGCAACUUCCGUUCCAAGUGUAUCCCACGAGACAGUGGAGCACGUCCAUCGGUCAAACCAAUGUUUAUCAGCCCAGAGACUGCCAAAAAGAUCGAACAGAUGGAUGAGGGCAUUGAAAUUGGCCAACCAACCAAACCACAACAAGUCACCUGUGCCGUCAUUCUCUGUCAACCAGAUGAAAAGUGUGUCGAAGCUACCCCCAAGACUGCUGCCCACUGUGUUAAAGGUGUCGUUCCUCCACGUUCAAAAGAUGUAACUACUGACCCAGAGGUUCAAGUAGUCGCAUCGGAUGAAGAAGAAGAAGAACAAGAAAUAGAACCUGCUACACCAGUGGUAGUUGUCAAAGAGGAAGAAGAAGAAGAGGAGGAAGAAGAGGAAGAGUCAUCAGAGGAAGAAGAAAAACCAACAACCAAACCAGAAGUUUUGGUUGAGGAAGAGGAAGAGGAAGAAGAGUCAUCAGAGGAAGCACCAACAAUGAAACCAACUAUGAAACCAACAAUGAAACCAACCAUGAAACCAACAAUGAAACCAAUUACCAAACCAACAAUGAAACCAACUAUUCCACCAGUCACUGAUGAAUGUGAAUGUCCAGAGGGAACUACAUGUUUAAAGGAGGAUGGAGAAAUUAAAUGUGUUGAAGAGGAAGCACCCAAACCAACACCCAAGCCAACAAAGACCACCAAAAAGCCAGUUCCAACCACCAGACCAUCCAAACUCGAAAAAGUCGAUGAAGAAGAGGAGAAGCAAACUUGUGACACUCUAAUCUGCGUCAAGGGAUUCGUAUGCGUUCAAGAUGAAGAGUAUGGUGCUAGAUGCAAGCUCGCCCCCAAACCAAAGCCAACCCCCACACCAGAACCAAAGAGAGCCGUAGGAAACUGUAACACGACCGAGUGCGUCUGGGGAUGGUUGUGCAAGGAGACUGAUGAAGGUCCACGUUGUGUACCACCUCCAACCCGUCCAUCGUGUCUCAACAUCAAGUGUGAAGAUUUGGGUACCUGUUUGACCGAUGAUCUUGGUGGAGGCCAUUGUGUGCCAAAGUCCAACUGCUCCAAGAUUCAGUGUGGUGGUAGUCAAGUAUGCGUCGACGACAUUGAAACCAAUACUCCCAAGUGUGCUAGCAAGGACCAAAUUGUCGGAUGCUCCAAGAUCCGUUGCAAGAAUGGUUUUGACUGUGUCGAGGAUCCAAAGGCCGGUGGUCGUUGUGUAUCGAGUAUCUGGUGCAACCACGUCAAGUGUGCUCACUUUUUCAAGUGUCAAAACGGAGCUUCUGGUGCCGAGUGUGUGCCUCUACCAAACUGUACCACAACCAAGUGUCCCAAGGGCAAGCAUUGUGAAAACGAUCCAGAGUUGGGCGCCCACUGUCGUGAAAACUCUCGUAUCACUUGUGCCGUCGUACUCUGUAACAAGGGAUACCACUGUGUCGAAGGUGAGGGCGGCCAAGACCCAUCGUGUGUCGCCAAUCCAACCAAAGUCACCUGUGACACGAUCAGAUGCCAACGUGGCUAUCACUGUGUAGACGCUGGUACCGGUCCAGAGUGUGUCGUCAAUCCCACCUGUGCCGCAUCCCUCUGCAAGCCAGGUACAUACUGUGUCGAUGACCCACUCCUCGGUGCCAUUUGCAAAAACGCCACAAAGACUGCCACAUGUGAAACUUUGGAUUGUCGUGAUGGCUACAUUUGCAAGGAAGGUCUCCAUGGAGCCGAACCAACCUGUGUCAAAAAGAAAAAUGUAACCACUAGUUGCGAGAAUGUUCAAUGUCAAGAUGGAACCCUCUGUGUCGAUGACAAGGAGAAUGGCAAUGGUGUGCUCUGUGUCCCAAUGGAUUCAUGUUGGUUCACUAUUUGUCCAAAGAAUUUUGAUUGUAUUGAAAAUGAUUCUGGAAAGGGUAUUUGUACAAGAAGAUCAUGUUCAACUCUUAAAUGUGCUUAUCCAUAUGUUUGUAUGACACCAAAGGUUGGUGUACCAGAAUGUGUUUUAAUGAAAAAAUCCUAA
Messenger RNA from Cavenderia fasciculata, 2415 nucleotides. RefSeq lists its product as uncharacterized. The transcript has 3 exons. The coding region runs from base 1 to 2415 and encodes 804 amino acids. The record is from RefSeq and is a predicted model, not a curated record. NCBI's taxonomy places the organism in Eukaryota, Evosea, Eumycetozoa, Acytosteliales, Cavenderiaceae.